UCGCAUCCGGGAGGCUGUGCUUCCUGAAAGACAGCUAUAAAGUUUGGGGAGAUGUUUGGCUGCAACAGACAGCUCUCCAUCGUGGUAACAGCUCAGUCAGAAGAGUCGUUCCCUUCAUCUUUCGUCUAUUACAGGGGGCAACAAUUAAGACAACAUGUUACCUAGGAUCGUCUUCACCUGUGUGGUCGCUGUCGUCGGCGUCACAAGCAUCGCGGCACAGACGUCUGGUCCGGUGAACGUCUCGUCGACUGUCGAUGUUAAAGAGCAAUCUCAAACACUGGUCACUAUGGUUCGAGGAUUAGUGACGGGGGCGAAGGAAGGGACACCCCUCGCUCGUCUUCGGCAGAAUGUCCUUGACCUGCAGAACUAUACCUCAGACCUGCUCGUGCAACUGCCAGGUAAAGUUUCAGAGUGCCACACUCAAGCCGUCAUCAAGAUGGCAGCAGCGGCUAUCGGAAGUCACGAGGUGUUGAAUGCCAUGUUGGCCAACGAACCUUUGGGUAUACUCAGCGCCCGUAUCGACUUGUGUCUUGCUAUGAUGAGUCAAGUUGCUCAGCAGCUGGAAGGUGAACUGACGCUGUCAUCUGAUGUGAGUGCCCACCUGGCCGCCAUCCUUUUCGCUACCAACACCACAAUCAACGUAAUCGAAACUGCCGACAAAGCUUUAAUGGAGAUAAUUUUGCCGCCUCAUAAUGACAGACUCCCAGCCCCUCGCGUGCGACGACAGCUCCCACCACUCGGAGGUCAAGGUUUCAGCUUUGGCAAGCUUUCGCUCCCUCCUUUCUAUCCCUCAUAUCCCUUAAAAAGCAAUUUACCUUUCACAUUCAAUCCCCUGAAUUUCGGCAAGUUGCCAACCAACCAACCGUUCAAGACCUCGGUGAAUCUAGGCAAAGGCUUUAGCUUGGGGUUUCCUGAUGGUUUAAUCUGGAAAAGCCCAAAAGGCAACACACUGAUCAACCUAAAACCCACGUUCGAUGGGCUGUUACCUAACGGUGUUGAACUUAAGCUCAACUUAAAUUUAUGAAAAAAAUAUUAAGCUACUGCGCAGCGAUUCACUUUUAAUAAAAGAAAUUACUCGUGUCCUGAAGUAUAAAGGUGUUAAAUGUACAGAAAUUGGUACUUUUCACUAACGGAUAAACAGUAAAUGUCAUAAAGAAGACAGAAAAGUAAAAUAGUUUCAUCAUCGUUGUUGUGGCGGGAUUCCCUUUACGUUUUUUUCUGUUUCUUAGUUUUCUGCUAAUUUUUGAGGGGUGCUGUUCGUCAGUACUGUCCACGAUCACUUCUUUAACUGCCUUUUUCGUCUGCACCAUUGUUCUGUUCUCUGCAGGAUUGUCUUUUUGCAUGUCAUUAUGAUCUUGAGAUGUGACAGUGUCAUCUAAUGUUGCAUCUUUCCACGGUGGUCAUCAGGUUUUCUAAAAUGACAAAAUACGAAGCAUACAUAGCUAAACUUUCUAAUGUUCACCUGAUAAUUGAUAUCAGUGUAUUGCUGCAAGUGAACCACUCAUGUCCAAUCUGUAAGUAGUCAUUAAAUCCGCUGUUUUUUGACCAACUGAAUUUCCUUGAAUUUUAACGUUUUUGAAUCCAACUGUGUAUGUUAGAUCUUACUGCUUGUGAUUUUUUGACUUGUAUCUGAGAUUUAUAGUCAAUCAGGACACUAUUAAAUAAUUAAAAUUCA
This is a messenger RNA of Pomacea canaliculata, 1675 nucleotides long. RefSeq lists its product as uncharacterized. NCBI's taxonomy places the organism in Eukaryota, Metazoa, Mollusca, Gastropoda, Architaenioglossa, Ampullariidae. The record is from RefSeq and is a predicted model, not a curated record. Bases 155 to 1024 code for a protein of 289 amino acids. The transcript has 8 exons.